AUGGCGUCCCUGACUCUAGUUGUUGAGCCCCGGGGCAAACCCAUCAAGAAGCUCCCCAAGCAGGUUCAGGUGUCCUCCAAUGCCUCAACCGCCGAAAUCUACAACAAGCUCGCGGAAGCCUCGGGCUUCUCCAUCCACCGUCUUCGGAUCACCAAGGGUAGCGAUCGCACUGUAGUCCCCAACUCCAAGGACUCAACUGUCGACGGAGUCGGUCUCAAGGAAAAGAGCGUCUUGCACGUCAAGGAUCUUGGCCCCCAACUUGGAUGGCGCACCGUCUACAUUAUCGAAUACCUGGGACCGCUCUUCAUUCCGGCUCUCUUCCUCUUCCCCCUCCGUCCAUAUGUCUACUUUAACUUCGACAAGCCACUUCCCGAGCCAUCGCAGUUCCAGCUCCUGGUCUGCGCCCUCCUGACCAUCCACUUCAUCAAGCGCGAAUACGAAACCGUCUUCGUCCACCGUUUCAGCAAUGCCACCAUGCCCGCGCGCAACAUCGUCAAGAACAGCGGCCACUACUGGGUCCUAGCCGGCCUGAACAUCGCCUACUGGGUCUUCCGUCCCGAUUCCCCCGCCGCCACCAUCCAGGACUCUUUCCUCCUCUACAGCGGCCUGGCAUUGUUCAUUUUCGGCGAGCUUGCGAACCUAAACGCUCACCUUGUGCUACGCGACCUGCGCCGUCCCGGUACCACGGAGAGAGGCAUUCCCUCCGGAUUUGGCUUCAACGUCGUCACCUGCCCCAACUACUUCUUUGAGGUUGUCAGCUGGGUGGGCGUCUACCUGCUGAGCGGAAUGAGCUGGAGUGUCCUGUUCUUCAUUGUCGUCGGUACCGUUCAGAUGGCUCUCUGGGCCAAGAAGAAGGAGCGCCGCUACCGCAAGGAGUUCGGUGACAAGUACAAGCGCAAGCGCUAUGUUAUCCUGCCUGGUCUGUACUAG
This is a messenger RNA of Aspergillus tubingensis, 930 nucleotides long. Its product is annotated as trans-2-enoyl-CoA reductase (NADPH) TSC13. Bases 1 to 930 code for a protein of 309 amino acids. Gene Ontology annotation, molecular function: oxidoreductase activity, acting on the CH-CH group of donors. The transcript has 3 exons. The record is from RefSeq and is a predicted model, not a curated record. Gene Ontology annotation, biological process: very long-chain fatty acid biosynthetic process. Lineage: Eukaryota; Fungi; Ascomycota; Eurotiomycetes; Eurotiales; Aspergillaceae.